AACCGGCCAGUUCAAGCAAUUCUACCCACAAUGACCAGAACAAUAUCCAGAUAUUGGAACUACUCAAGACUAAAGCUAUAGCUCGCAAAGUUUCAGCCGGGAAUCUUCAAGCCAUUUAUCAAGAGAAGCAAAGAUUAGCGAAAGACCACUACUCUUCAGACCAAAAUGAAGAAUGGCAGAAUUGGUUCGUAGAAGCUACUGUAUGGGGUCGUCUCUGUAAGUCAACUUACAACUCAUUUUGAAUGUACUAACUUCGAACAGUCAAAGAUGUUCCGUUCCCAGGUCGAGAGCCUAGAUUUUAUCAUCGCUCUGGAGACAGUGGACAAAUCGCAAAUCCUGCACUUGACAAGCAUUUUGUGUUUUUGUAUGCACCCCAAGAAAAGGUGAUGGAACAGAUGGCAAUCAAGCGAGGCAUUAGGAGGGAAUUUUUUCAGUACCUCAACAGGACCAGACAUGAUGCCAUAGCCGUCCAUCCACUGUGUACCUGUUAUGCUCGGAACUUUCUCGCUGACCGCCUCACUUGGCGCAAAUUCUUCAAGGAACAAUUUCCAGUCGCCUGGCCUUCCCAGGAUCACAGCAAAGAGUGCCCUGCCAAUGCCCAAACUGGCCCCUCCCCCCCCCAAACACAGGCCAUCACGGCGCCUCCAACGUCGCCGACUGUAAGAGUUAGAGAACGCGAAGCUAUGGCUCAAGGACUACAGCGCCACGUUGCUACUAUCGAGCUGCCUCCGAAGUCAACAAUUGUCGAAUCUCAAGAGCCGGUAGCUGUAGUUCUGCCAACCCAAAGCUCCACCGCUAUUGUCAAAGCAUCGGCGGAGUCCCAAUGUGCCUCUUACUCGCCGGGCUUUGCUUCAACUCAAGCCCCGGCGCCAACUUCGAACCCGCAAGGUCAGAGAAUCAAUAUCACAGUCCCGCCGGGAAAGCCGUCGCAGCCGCUCCAGGGUAAAAGCUCAACUUUGGCUGGCGUACGAGUGGGAGAGAGCCAGGCUGAAUCCGCCCCAAGGGAGGUAGCUGCGUCUCCAGCUCGAGAAUUUCGGGAGAUACCUCCCCCAAUGAGCGUCCUGACCGCUUUAGCCCAAGCGAGGAAUAACACGCAAAUCCCGGAUGGUGCUCUGGUGAUGCAAGAUAUGGAUGUGACGAUUUGUAACAGUGAAUCUGUAGCGCAGAUGUUCCGAUGUUUGCAGGCCGAGAAUGCUGCUUCUAUUUUAUCCAUCAGUGAUGGCUUGAAGUGCCACUUCCGCUAUAGGCGACAAUGGAAUGGUGACCUCAUACUCUGGAUUGAGCCAUAUAUGCUUGGAGAUACUGCUGCUUUCUCUGGAGGGCAUUUCUUCCUCAAAGGCUGGGUACAACGCAAUCUAGGAUUCGGUGUUGUGCAACCUUCUUUCUACCGGAAUGAGAUCUACAGCCACCUCAACUUUAAGCAAGCGGCGACGGCUUCAACCCGAGUGCACGAUGGAAUGUCUCCCAUCAAUUCUGACACUGGAAACGGCAUAUCGUCAGCCAGGAAUAUCGACGGUGCUACGGAUAACACAGAGCAGAAUGUUAACGGUGUCCUGAUUGUUCGAGGUGCUUUCCUCGAAAUUGUGCCUUGCUCUCGUGCGGCUCUCAAGAAUCUGGCCUAUUCAUUUGUCAUCGAUAGCUCCAAGGAAAAGGUAGAGCAGGGAUUACGAUGUUCAUUCUCUUUGAACGAAUCCAAAGGAUCCAACAAGACCGGCGGAACGGAGCUCGACCUUGCAGUGAGGCGACCUGUGAGCACAGAAGAUAAGGAUUUUGAAAAGGCAACACGGUUUCUACGAGCUUGGGCGUUACGUGCGAUGCAAAAUACGCCAUGCAAGCCUUCCACGUUUCUAGUCUGUCCCGAGGGCUUGUUUAUCCUAGGGAAAUCACCACCUGUCAUACCAGCAAAUGACGUCUCGGAAAAGCGUUCGGGCGACCGAGAAAACACUCGGUCGUCCUUCAAUGCCUCCGAUCUAGAUCUUUUGCUUAGUGAAGAGACUGCCAAGGCAGAAGGAUCUUCACGUCUUGUCCUGGACGAAGUCACUGGCGAAGUAGCCAGCCUACGAGAACUGCUGAAGAAGACUCUUCACAGAGCCUCUGCUAAGAUAUUAGAGUCCUCGACCAUAGUCGAUGGCGAGGACGACGAUGAAGAAGAAGAGGAGGAGGUAAAAGUGUUUGGUACAGAUGGACAAAUGAAGGAUAUGGGAGGAGGAAAGUUUGUUGUGGUCAAAACUCAGAAAUGUUUCGAAGUUGCUGGUGUUGUCAGUGGAAAGCGUAAGAUGGAGGAGGAUGCAACCUUCGGCGAGUGCGCUGAGAAGAGGGUCUGCACCUCUAGCGACACGGUUCCUGAGUACCAGGAUUCUAGCGAAGGCGUAGUUGUAGCAGUGGAAGGUGUUACCGGAGGAACAAAGCAAAAUGGCGUUGAUGAGCCUGCCACAAUCCCGAUGAAGAAUCACUCGAGGGCCGUAGAGACCUUUGAGCUUGCUAAUGGGAAGUGCAAGGCUGAGGAGGUUUCGCUGGAGGACCAUGCAGAGCAGAACGGCGUUCAUGAGUCUGCUCCGACUCCUUUGGAGAAUGGCUCUGGGGGUGUUGAGACCUCUGAGCAUGCCAACAGGAAGCGCAAGGCAGAGGAAGUUGAGCCGGAAGACCGCGACGAGAAGAGAGUCUGUGUCUAACUCGUCUCCUUGCCCUUUUCGGGAAAGAUGACGGGCGAUGGGAUCUGCACGAUGUGUAUCACGGAGAAGACAUUGGACGUGACAUUUACGUUAGCUCGCAUCAGUGAGUGGAUAUUGAGAGAACGAUUAGCCUGUAGAGUAGAUGAUUCUGUUGAGAUGAUCCUUUAAUGUGAUCGGACGGUGCUGGACAUAGCCUCCACUCAUCCCUCAGUCCAGACACACAAUAAAUACUAAGGAAGCAGGGUAGAAAAUUGGUAU
This is a messenger RNA of Hyaloscypha bicolor E, 2930 nucleotides long. RefSeq lists its product as uncharacterized. NCBI's taxonomy places the organism in Eukaryota, Fungi, Ascomycota, Leotiomycetes, Helotiales, Hyaloscyphaceae. Bases 387 to 2672 code for a protein of 761 amino acids. The transcript has 4 exons. The record is from RefSeq and is a predicted model, not a curated record.